AUGGACAGUCUAUGUAAGGACUGGUGUUUUGAAACGAGUCUAUUCUCAAGAGAUAAAUUCAGACGUAUAGCCGAUUCCACAUAUUAUACGGCAUAUUUUUAUUCGUUUUGCACGGAUAGGGAAAGAUACGAGACAUUGACAAAGUCUAUGAUAAAUAUAUUCAUUCUGGACGACCACAUGGAGACCACGUGGGGUGACAUUAACCGUAAGGUUAAAGCUAAAGAAAUUUACGGUCAGUUGCACGAAGUAUGCGACAAAUUAUUGAACCCUGGUAAUAGAUCCAUUCGGAUGCAUGACUGGAAACCCUAUAUGUUGGGCGCCUAUGCUAUCUAUGAAGACCUGUUGUCGGCCUAUAAUGACUGCCAACGAAAACGGUGUUUAGGAUUCCUGAAGGAGUGGACGGACAGUAUGAUCGAUGAGUGCGUAGAUCUGGAGGCAAACAAACGCAUCGAAAACAUCUCGCAGUUUAAGGAAGUGAGGGGCCGAUCGAUUGCCGUACUAUUCUUCGUACAACUUAUGGAAUACGCGGACAACCUAUUCGUACCUCAAGCGGAAUGGGAUCACCCAAAGUUUCAACGGUUACUUGUGCUGGCUACAUAUUUAGUCACCUUAGCCAAUGAAGUCUAUUCGUUCGAAAAGGAGGUUAAGGAACGGGACUGGAAUAUGACUGAGGCCUACAAUAUGGUUGCCUUUUAUGUGCGCUUUAAGGGGAUGACAGUGGCGGAGGCGAUGGACAGUCUGGUGACUGACUACCUGGAAAUGGAGGCGGAAAUCGUUGCCCUAAAGAAGGAGGUGCUCACUGAGGACUGGCUCAGUCCUGACACCCGGAUCUUUGUCGGAAGUAUCAUGUAUUUCAUCGGCGGAUCGUUAAAGGCCGCAACCUUAAUGGAACGCUAUACAAUAUAUUUUUAA
Molecule: messenger RNA, 912 nt
Organism: Oppiella nova
Lineage: Eukaryota; Metazoa; Arthropoda; Arachnida; Sarcoptiformes; Oppiidae
Source: the annotation of a GenBank genome assembly